Messenger RNA from Musa acuminata AAA Group (dessert banana), 1142 nucleotides. RefSeq names its product peroxidase 20-like. Gene Ontology annotation, biological process: hydrogen peroxide catabolic process; response to oxidative stress. The coding region runs from base 62 to 1060 and encodes 332 amino acids. Gene Ontology annotation, molecular function: heme binding; peroxidase activity. The record is from RefSeq and is a predicted model, not a curated record. NCBI's taxonomy places the organism in Eukaryota, Viridiplantae, Streptophyta, Magnoliopsida, Zingiberales, Musaceae. The transcript is spliced from 4 exons.
CAGAUAUAUCAAUGAAGGAGAUAAUAAGCCCUGUCUCCAGGAAAGAGAAGCCCAUCAGAAAAUGGCGAAGUCGUUCGUCCUCGGCCUGCUGCUGGUUUUGGUUGGUGUGGAAGCAGACGGCGGACUCUCCCCACACUACUACAAGGAGACCUGCCCCCUUGCGGAGCACAUCAUAAGGCAGAACGUGGAAGCGGUGGUGUAUCGAGAUCCGAGAUUGGCCGCGUCGCUGCUCCGCCUUCACUUCCACGACUGCUUCGUUCUGGGAUGCGAUGCAUCGGUGCUACUGGACGAUGCCGAUGGCAUAGUCAGCGAGAAGAAUGCUGUGCCGAACCUGAAUUCCCUCCGAGGAUUCGAGGUGAUAGACUCGAUAAAGGCCGUGUUGGAGGAGGCCUGCCCGCUAACAGUGUCGUGCGCUGAUAUCCUCGCCAUUGUUGCCAGAGAUGCAGUCCAUUUGCGAGGUGGUCCGACUUGGGAGGUGUAUUCGGGGAGGAAGGAUUCUCUCACAGCAAGCCUGAGCGAAGCCAACAAAAGAAUACCUGCGCCCAACUUCACACUCGACAUGCUCAUCUCCAACUUCCAUGAUCAGGGCCUGGACAUAGUAGACUUGGUCAGCCUCUCAGGCAGUCACACGAUUGGAAGAUCGAGGUGUGUAAGCUUCAAAGGCAGGCUGUACGGCCAAGAUCCGAUAGAGCCAUUCGAAGAACACGAUCUCUACCACAGGUACUCUGAGUUCUUCAGCAGCUUGCGGUCGGCGUGCCCACCAUCAGGAGGAGACGACACGCUCGUCCCUCUCGACCUGAAGACCCCGAGGCGAUUCGACAACCGGUAUUUCCACAACCUGGUGCGGGGGAACGCGCUGCUGCUGAGCGACGACGAGCUCAUCGCCGGGUACGAAGACGAUGGUGUGGCGAGCUUGGUGUGGGCGUAUGCGCGUGAUCAAGAGCUGUUCUUCCGCCAUUACAGGAGCUCCAUUGUGAAGAUGGGGAGCAUCAAUGUGCUCACGGGAGAGCAGGGAGAAGUCCGGCACCACUGUCGCUACGUGAAUGCUUACUACCACUGAGAAGUAGAACACAUCUGCAUCAAAGCAAAUAAUAUCAUAUUCUCUAUCGUCAUACAAAAUACAAAUAAUAUUAUGCCUACAA